Molecule: messenger RNA, 2283 nt
Organism: Anastrepha ludens (Mexican fruit fly)
Lineage: Eukaryota; Metazoa; Arthropoda; Insecta; Diptera; Tephritidae
Exons: 3
Coding region: 147-2204 (685 amino acids)
Source: RefSeq, a predicted model, not a curated record
UGUUUUGUUUUGAGUUCGCGUUUGAAGCUUCCCAACACGUUUUUUGUUUACUUUUGCAUUUCUUGUAUAAAUUUAACAAACAAUAACAAUGCACAUUACCAAAACAGUUUUUUGCAAAUCUUAAACAUUUAAUCGAUAACUGAGCGAUGCCCUUAGAGGAUAUAAAUAUCAAUCCCGAAGCCAUUGUAGGUUAUGGGAAAACUGACCAAGAAAUGAGCAGCAUCUUUGACGAAAUCGAGCAGCUACUUCGGAACAAUGAGUGCUUAGAAAUUUCUCCAAAAGAAAGAACAAUUAAUACAAGUGCAAAAACCAAGCUCAGCAAUAACCUUCAAAAAGCGUCUAAAGCUGUACAACAGCCAGCAGCUUUAAAUGCCAUCACAGAUUCAGAGGCUGCGACUUUGGAUUUUUUGCCAACUUGCGGUAACCAUGAGUUUCUCACUUCUGUGGACCCACAAGUUUUGCCCGAGGACGAACUUUCAUUGUAUUCUGUGAAUCAAAAUGAAUUGCAGCCAGUUAAUGCGCCAUUUAUGGUGCCUGGCAUAUACAAGAAAAUUGCCAAUGCAUCGGGAGCCACCAGUGAGAUUUUGUCAGAGAAUGCUGCGAAGGAAUCGACGAAUGUGUUUUUUGCAGCAAAAUGUUCGAAAGGCAAGAUUAUUUCGCGAACUGAUUUUGAGAACGAUACGGUCGCGGACAACUCAUACGAACAUCACUCAAGCAACGUAGAAGAAGAAUUAACUUCGACGGAAUUGAAAUCUGAUGGUAAAACUAACAAUUUAUUAACAUUCGCAUGCAGUUUACACAAGGCAGCGCAAAGUGACCGAAUUGUAAUUGAUACAAAAGGAAACGAAGUAACGCGGACACGCGCCGCUACCAACCAGAAAGUAAUAUAUCGUUUAUUAGGACCAGAAGAACUAAAUCUGCAAACAAACAGCAUUGAAAAUUUAACAUAUACAAGCCCAGAUGAGAAUCGGCCCUUAAAACAUAAAUUAGGACGGCCAAAAAAGCAUGCAUUAGAUGAUGGGGAUAAACAUGCCUCACAGGUGUCUUUCAAAAAACAUAAACUCGAGCAAAAUGUAAAAGCGCAUGAGCCCACCGAAAGCGAGACUAAUAUACAACAGCCAUUGUUGCGUACCCGUUCUGGUCGUGUAGUGAAAUUGUUAAAACCGCAAUUAAACACCGUCAGGGUGAAUGAAACGCCAGCCAUAGAUUUAGACCACGUCAAAAGUUUAAUUAAUGAUUCAAAAGAUAAAGAUUUUCAUGGCAGUGUACUUAUUAACCCUCUGCCAAGUAAAACAGAUAUUUUAUCAUCGCCGCCUAUCUCAGGUUCUCCGACGCAAAAGCGACGAGUGCCACCGGAAUCAAUUUGUCCCAAAUGUGGAAAGAUAUUUUUGGGGCGUCGCUUGAAACGUCAUUUCACACAACAUCCAGAUCAUAUGCUUGCAAGCACAACUGAAUAUCCACCGAUACAACAACCGCAACAGCACCCUGACAAUGAAAGUACCACCGAAGAUAUGACACUCUUUCGUUUUCUCAUAUCAAAGCUGCAAAAACCACUACUUAACGAAGAUCAGCGUGCCGAUCUCUUUCUUAAUGAACUAAAUGAUCUCGUCGUGCAGUUGCAGUUACGCAGCGCACGACUGAUACGCAACACUUCCGGCUUGCAUUUCGUUAGUGCUCGUACAGCACGCAUACUGGGCAUACCUGAGGGCCAAUAUGCGCUCGAUAUGUCCGCGAUAGAUACUGAAACACCACCACUGGACACAGAGCAGCAUAGUUUAAAUGGAGAGGAAUUAAAACGGCAUGAUAUUAUGCCACCGGUGGGAACUGUAAACACACCGAAUUUAGAUUACACAGCAAUCAGUUUGGAUAAUACGCUUACGGACGAAGCAGCGCAGAAGUUAAAUUUAUCAGCCGGUGGCAAGUUAUUGCCACCAUCCGAAGAAAGUCUCUUGCGUGUUGCAGAUGAUCUUGUGCAUGAUGGUAUGGCCAAAUUGGUGGAUACAAAUCUACUACAUCCACCACGUACAGUUGUACAAUCAUCUGGCGUCUCAACUCUAGUACCGCACUACGAUCAUGUCAGCGACAAUGCAGUGGAAGCGCUAACUGUUAAAGAGAAUAACGCACCGCAAGAAGGUACUCCACUACUAGACUUGCCAGUGGACUUUUUUCAAUUCAAGAACAACCGUUGCAGUAAAAAUGUGUAGAGAAAUAGAAAAGCUGAGAAAUGUUCCUUUGAUACUACUGAAACUGCAAUUACAUACAUACAUAUAUAGGCUGUAAAAA